GUGUAUGGACCACGUUGGUUGUGCGCGAGUUCGUUGCAGUGAGGCGGUAGUUAAAUUUUAUAUUAGAAGUGCCUAGGGCAAAAUGUGCUCCUAAUCGUAUGCAUUAACCAUCGCACAACCUCUGGACUCGUGAAACGCCGUGUGUUCGCCGUGUGUUUCGUGCGAUGCGCCAGUGUCAACAGCGCCCGUCCGAGCUGCCUUUGUUCCCGCCUGCCCGCGCUCUCUCGUGAAGAGCCUGGUACUGGGGCUUCGAAUCACGGUGUAUGGAAGAAUUUGUUGAAGGUUGUGCUUUCGUGGUGCUGUAUUUCAUCGGCAGUUCUACAGUGUUUGCGCCGGAAAGAGAGUUGGUGCCACGGUACCUGCGAGACGAAGGAGCGUUUGCUGACUACGUCUUGAAAGUUGAAGGCUAUGCGGAUUCCGGAGGCAUCCCGCAGGAACCUGCAGCACUGCCGCAAGCUGGAGAGCACCACGAUAACGCACCUGAUGUGCAUGCUUUCACAAACUACUGUGUCAGCAAUGCUUCAGUCACAUUUUGGGUGGCGUUCCAAUACCCACAAGGACGUCGCCCAAAAAGAAGCUUUGCACCCCGGAGGUGUGGACACCACUCUAAGUAUGUGUGGCUAGGCAGUCAGUUGAAAUCUUCGUUUUGAUUGUGGGUCAUUUGAAGUCGAAUUCUUGUCGAUGACUGCUACAUGCUGUCUCGUCCAGAUACACAAUUCAUAAGGCUAUUCUAACUAUUAUUGCAUUUUUCCUCCUUUAUGC
Dermacentor silvarum is the source of this 762-nucleotide messenger RNA. RefSeq lists its product as uncharacterized. Lineage: Eukaryota; Metazoa; Arthropoda; Arachnida; Ixodida; Ixodidae. The record is from RefSeq and is a predicted model, not a curated record. The transcript has 3 exons. The coding region runs from base 264 to 650 and encodes 128 amino acids.